Molecule: messenger RNA, 528 nt
Organism: Aplysia californica (California sea hare)
Lineage: Eukaryota; Metazoa; Mollusca; Gastropoda; Aplysiida; Aplysiidae
Exons: 1
Coding region: 1-528 (175 amino acids)
Source: RefSeq, a predicted model, not a curated record
AUGUCGAACGAAGACAGAGCAGAAAACCGGCAACUCAAAGAGCAAUUGAAAUACUUACGGAACAAUCCAAGGGCAGACCAGCCCGAUUUCACUAUCGCGGAACGGAAGAAUGCCAUUGUAAAGAUGAAGUCCCGUGUAUCACCCGGGCCAGACAACAUCCCCCCGUCCUUCCUAAAAAAAUUUGGUCCCAAAACGCUGGAGAAACUGCUCUCCAUCUUCAACAUGACAUUUCGCUCAGCAGAUGUCCAACAAUUCUGGAAAGACGCCAUCAUUGUCCCCCUUCUAACGUGGUUUAGCCUCACGUCCUGUGUCAUCAACGUUAUGGAGAUAGUGGUAUCUGAACGACUGUACGAUAUGGCCGAGCGGAGCGGCUGGUUCUCCGAACUGCAGGCUGGUUUCAGGAAGAGAAGAGGAGUGGAAGACCAAAUCCUGAGAAUUACAAAGAAGAUUUCCGAUGGCUUCCAAAAGAAAGAGAAAUCGGCACUCGUCCUCCUCUAUUUUUCAAAGGCAAACGACAUGGUCUGGUGA